AUGUCACGAGCUAUCACCAUCCUAUACGGCUCUGAAACGGGAAAUGCACAGGACUACGCGCAAAUCCUUUCAAAACGUCUCCGCUUCCUCCGCUUCGCCACUACGGUUUCCACGUUGGGCGACUAUGAUGUGCGCAAAUUGCUCUCCACCGGUUUACUCGUUGUCAUAUGCUCCACCACAGGCCAGGGCGAACUUCCGCGUAACUCCAAAGCAUUUCUUCGCUUCUUGUUGAAGAAAAAGCUCCCCGCGGACUUGCUCAGUCACCUUUCCUUCACCAGUUUCGGGCUAGGUGACUCAUCGUAUGUCAAGUUCAACUAUGCCGCCAAAAAGCUCCACAAUCGCUUGCUUCAGCUCGGUGCGACCGAGUGCAGUCCACGUGCCGAGAGCGAUGAACAGUCGCCGGAAGGCACCGAUGGAUAUUAUUCCGAGUGGGAGGCCAUCCUCCUCGCAAACUUGAACGAGCAGUAUCCUUUACCGCCUGGGAUUGAGCCCAUUCCUGAGAUUGAAAUUUUGCCGCCAACUAACCCGGUGGAGAUUUGUGAAACUGAUAAUUUCAAUGAGCUUUUAAGUGAAAAAUCCCACUCGUUGAUCCUCGGCGAGAUUGUGCGCAACGACCGAAUCACCGCCAGCAAUCAUUUCCAGGAUGUCCGCCACCUUGUAAUCCACGACACCAGUGGAUCCUUAGAUUUCCAGCCUGGUGACACAGUGGGUCUCUACCCCACUAACGACCCCGUGGAUGUCUUCAAGCUCAUUGAAAACCAAGGAUGGGAGGCCAUCGCAGACCGGCCGUUGCGGAUCCAGCACGAGGUGGCGCACAUUGAGGGCGGAUUGAUCAACAACUUGACCCUCCGCACACUCUUGACCCACCAUUUAGACAUCAUGUCGGUGCCCAGGCGGAGCUUUUUCUGGCUUGCGUGGCACUUCUCGGAUGACGAGCGUGAAAAGGAAAAGUUGCACGAGUUUUCCGACAUCAAGGAGGCGGAGGAGCUCUUUGACUACGCCAACAGACCCAGACGCUCGAUUUUGGAGACCAUCUUGGAGUUUAGCUCGCUCAGAAUCCCCGUGGAGUACCUUUUUGACUUGAUCCCUACCAUCAAACUUCGUCAGUUCUCUAUCGCCUCGCAGCCCGACCCCAACCGUGUGGAGUUGGCCAUUGCGCUUGUGGAGUACAAGACCAUCUUGAGGCGGGCCAGAAAGGGUGUCUGCUCCAGCUGGGUAAAAACUCUCAACGUGGGGGAUCGUAUUGUGUUUUCCGUCCACAGAUCCCAGUUGAAGUUUGGUGAUACCCAGCCGUUGGUGAUGGUGGCUCCCGGUACUGGAGUUGCACCGAUGAAGAGCUUAAUCGAGUAUAAAGUCGGCCUCUCCCUCGCGGAAGUUGUACCUCAAAAGUUAACCCUCUUCUAUGGUUGUCGUUUCCACGACAAGGACUUUUUGUUUGGGACAUACUGGAAGCGGUUGGCAGAAGAGCAGAAGUUGGAGCUCAGCACGUCGUUUUCGCGUGAAAAGGGUGGCUAUGUGCAACACGCGCUCUAUAAGCAGCGGAAAGCGGUUUGUGAGCAGAUUUUGGCCCAGAAAGGGAUCAUUUUCAUAUGUGGAUCCAAUGGAUCUAUGCCGCGCGAGGUGCGAAUCACUUUCGAGGCUAUUCUCGAGGAGGAGGGCAAAAUGUCCAAGGAAGAGGCAAGGAAAUAUAUUUUGCAGAUGGAAAACGAAGGAAGAUAUAUCCAGGAGACGUGGUAA
Molecule: messenger RNA, 1737 nt
Organism: Babjeviella inositovora NRRL Y-12698
Lineage: Eukaryota; Fungi; Ascomycota; Pichiomycetes; Serinales
Product: NAPDH-dependent diflavin reductase
Exons: 2
Coding region: 1-1737 (578 amino acids)
Cellular component (GO): cytosol
Molecular function (GO): NADPH-hemoprotein reductase activity; flavin adenine dinucleotide binding; FMN binding
Source: RefSeq, a predicted model, not a curated record